This is a messenger RNA of Notodromas monacha, 2027 nucleotides long. The record is from the annotation of a GenBank genome assembly. NCBI's taxonomy places the organism in Eukaryota, Metazoa, Arthropoda, Ostracoda, Podocopida, Cyprididae.
UAAACCCGGGAAAACAGUGGGCAAAGGAAAUUAACGCUUUUGAUAUUCCAGCAUUGAUUUUCGCGAGGUGUCCACAGUGCGCAAUAAUGCGCAGCAUGGCAGUAAACCUUGUGCAAAUUUUCAUUUUGCUGAGUUUCUCAAAUCUUGUGUUGCUUGGUAUGGUUGAAACUGGACAGAGAAAUUACACUGGAUAUCAUGUCAUCCGGACAUUCCCCUUGGAUACAGCGGAAAGUGAGCAACUGCUGAGUGACCUGGACAAAUGGGCGAAUGGUUCUAAGGCUGCUUACAGCGUGUGGGGAAGUCCGAAUGAAGACCAGUUGGAUUUAGCGGUUCAUCCAGACAAAGUAAAAGAUGUCAUUGACUUGCUCACUGCAAAGCACAUUCCUUCCAUCAUCCUCAUCAGUGAUGUCAAGAGGAUUCUGAAACGGUCCAUGGUCUCGUCUUGCUUAGACUCAGCAGAAUAUGAAUACAACCGUGGAUACGAUUUGACCGACCCGUUGAAAAUGAACUGGUGCACCUAUCACCGACUCUACGAGAUUCAGGAUUUUAUGGAUGAAGCUGCUGCUAAUAAUCCGAAAAAAGUCACGCUGGAAAAGAUUGGCAACUCUUCCGAAGGACGAAAUAUCGAGCUUCUUCGGAUCAACACUGCAAACGCUUCGAAUGCGAUUUGGAUUGAAGCAGGAAUGCAUGGAAGGGAAUGGAUUGCACCAGCGGUUGUGACCUACUUCAUCAAAACCCUGAUCGACGAUUACUCGAAACAUAAGCAGAUAGUCGAUGCCUUCCAGUGGUAUAUUCUCCCUGUGAUGAAUCCGGACGGUUAUGAAUAUUCCCACGUCGAGGAUCGAAUGUGGACGAAAACUAGAAGUGAUCACGUUUCAACCUUGGGCUGCAGAGGCGUAGAUCCUGACAAAAACUUCAAUUUCCAAUGGAUGGUUGGUGGAAGCCAGGACAAGUGUUCAGACAAUUACUCGGGUCCUGCUCCGGAAACUGAACCGGAAGUGCGGGCAGUUCGAGAUAAAAUAAUGCAAGCUGCCCAACGGAACAGGUUCAUCGGGUUCUUUUCUUUCCAUUCUUACGCCCAGGUCUGGGCAGCACCCUGGGGCUGGACUCGUGCCCCACCGAGAACAUAUCCCAUUUUGAUGCGAGUGGCAAGAGCUGCUAGAAAUGCGAUUCAAAAAGUUUAUGGAACUCAAUAUGAAUUGGGAACCAUCGCUGGGAAGCUUGGAAUUGUAUCGGGUUCGUCGACUGGCUGGGCAUUCGGUGCAGCAAAAAUCCCUUUCGUGUAUCGAAUCGAACUCCGCGACGAAGGCAACUACGGUUACGCACUUCCACCAGAGCAAAUUUUACCCACGGCAGUCGAGACGUUCGCUGGCUUGAAAGCGGCUGUAGAGGAAAUCCUUAAAAUUCUCAACGAGAAAAAGUCAGUCAUGCUUACUUUGCAGCGAGCGAGAAAGCAUGACGUCACCGCGAAUUCCAGAAAAAUGGUGAAUGCCCGUUCGAUAGCGCGAAAAGGCGACAAGAAUGAAGUGAAACCCGAAGAAGAUGCGAUGGGUGACAGAAAAGGAGGGAAACAAACACAUUUUGGGCGAAAAAAUGAUGGACAGCAUAGGCGGGUUCGGAAGGUGGUUUCCAAGAAGAAUAGCAAAGAAUCUUCGAACAGAUCAAUCCUGGAAAAACUUGUUUCCCGAUGGGAUUUCUGGGGCAAUUACCCACCAUGCUGCCAGGAGACAACUUGAGCUUCUGUCUGUGUCAUCCGGAAAGAAGAAAAUAAUAUUAACCGAUUGGAAAAUGACAACAGACGCGAUCUACUUGCUGCAAUAUCUGCUAUAAUUAUUGUAUAGAGAAAAUUACGGUAUUCAACAGUUCCGCCAUCCGGUCGUUAUUUGAAAUCUGAAAGAUUUUGAAUCAUACGUUUUCUGUAUUUCAAUGUAGUGCUGCCCUUCGUUCGAAAAUUCAUAUUGCAAUUCGAAGAACAUUUCUAGAACAAGACCGAAGUGCGAUUAAAUAGUGUCCUACGCUCCGUUUUA